AUGUGUGUUAUGGAGGGAGCGGGCCCGUGCAGACUGCCAGAGUACCACGGAAGCACCUCUUUUGCGGUGAAGGUGGCUGGCUGGUUGGUGCCGGAUGUGCGCCGGCACCUUUUUCUCCUGGUGUGGAUCUUUGGUGUGCCAAUACACUUACAGUACGUGGUGCACCUCAUUCGUAUGUCAGCCGUCUCAUUGGAGAUUGGGACAGGCGUCACGAUGACAGGGACGGAGAAGGAACAGGCGGCACACACUGCGAUGGAAGCGGGGGACUCGCCCUUCUGUCCCGAUGAAGCCUCACUGCGAGAUGCGGCGUUGGAUAUUUUGUUUGUGCAGGUCUUGGCUGACUGUCGCGCGGCAAACGAACGGGUGCGGAAGGCCUCACUUUCAACCGAUGAGUGGUCAGAGGUGCAAAGUUUGUCGUACCGUGUGGAUGAGAAUGGCGUCACGCGGGUUGUCGCACAAGACGCUCUUGCAAAGGGCGAGGUGCUGGCGCUUCUGCCUGCAGGUGCGGCGUUGCUAGAAGAGCUGGAGGCGAUUUAUUUCACGGCAGUCGAUCAGGCACGGCGAUUUCGGGAGCAGUAUCCUUUUCCUCUUGCUUGCUGGGAGACACGGUGUAGACGAAAUAACAGGACACAAAUUAAGAAGAAGGAGCACAGCCGCAGUGAGUGUGUCUCAGCCGCGAUUGAUUGUGAGGCGGAUGUGAUUCUUAUCGACAGCGACGAAGAUGUACGCUCGCUCAGGAAGCCAGAUAUUGUGAUACUUUCCGAUGACGGGAGCGGUGGCAGCAGUAGUAGUGGUGGCUAUCAGCCCGUGAAGCGACGACGGAAAGUUUCCCCAAGGACUGUAUAUGAAGUGGUGGAGUGA
Trypanosoma cruzi is the source of this 861-nucleotide messenger RNA. RefSeq lists its product as uncharacterized. Bases 1 to 861 code for a protein of 286 amino acids. Lineage: Eukaryota; Euglenozoa; Kinetoplastea; Trypanosomatida; Trypanosomatidae. The transcript has a single exon. The record is from RefSeq and is a predicted model, not a curated record.